GCUUAUUGUUUAUUAUUUGUUUAUAUUUUUCGUUUAAAUUAUAAUCUUUACGCAAAAUGAACUUUAAUGACGUAAACAUUCCUGAAAAACUUGUUCCAAGUAACUACAUGCAGUUGGGAAUUGCAGCAUUACGCAGCAAGCAGCGCCAAUUUAAAGAGCUUCUGGAAAAGAGAGCGCUACCGGAGAAUGGAUGGUCGGAUGAGGACAUAGAGGAGCUAGUGCACCAGCUGUCGUCUCUGGAUAGUAACAACUUCCCGCACAAACUAGGAUUGGGUGAGCGAGAGGCACGCAUUGCUUGCAGACUUGUGGCCCGAAGACACUAUAACUUUGGUCAUGGGAUUGGACGGUCAGGAGACCUGCUGGAGGCACAACCAAAAGCGGCUGGAUCUACACUGCUGGCUCGACUCACAAACGCGCUUAUUCUGGACCUUAUGCGCUCCAUCGGUCUGCCCAGUUGCUCAGGAUGCUUCCUAGUUCCGAUGUGCACAGGCAUGACAAUAACUCUGUGCCUGCAGAGUUUACGCAAAAGAAGACCAAAAGCAAAGUACGUCCUCUGGUCGCGCAUAGAUCAGAAGUCUUGCUUCAAAGCAAUAACUGCAGCUGGGCUAGUACCAGUAAUCAUUCCUUGUGAGGUGCCGAAUCAAGCGCUUUACACAGAUAUAAAUAUGUUUCGCGAUAAGAUUCAAGACCUGGGAGCUGAUAAUAUUCUUUGUCUUUACACGACUACAAGUUGCUUUGCGCCCCGCAAUAGCGAUGACAUUGUGGAAGUCGGAAAAAUGGCAAGGCAAUCAGACAUUCCCCACCUGAUUAAUAAUGCGUAUGGACUACAAUCAACGGAUACCCUCCGACGAUUAGAGAAGGCCAAUCGAUUAGGUCGCAUUGACUAUUUCGUCCAGAGCAGUGACAAAAACCUCCUUGUGCCUGUCGGCGGCGCCAUUGUCGCCAGUUUUGAUGAUAAACUGCUUAAUGAUGUAGCUAGUAGCUAUGCUGGUAGAGCCAGCGGUUCUCAGACUCUGGACGUGUUUAUGACUCUACUUUCACUGGGUCGGAAAGGUUACCAAUCGCUUUUCACACAGCGCGAAGAGAACUUUGCCUACCUCAAAGAUCGUCUGGGAAAAUUUGCUGAGAGCCAAGGAGAAACUGUGAUCGGAACCCGCAGCAAUUUAAUUUCCAUAGCCAUCACUUUAAAGAACUUGUUAAGAGACUCCAACGACAGCAAGGAUAUAACCCAACUUGGUUCCAUGCUUCAAUUGCGUGGGGUUUCUGGUGCGAGGGUUGUGGUUCCUGGCCAAAAAAAAGUCAUAGAUGGUUAUGAGUUUAUUGGUUUCGGUUCCCAUCAUGAUAGCCUUGUAGUGCCUUAUCUGACGGUGGCGGCGUCCUUGGGUGUGAAGAGAGAGGAAAUCGACAAGUUCCUUACGAUUUUUGAAAAAUGCUGGCAGCAAUUAAACCAAAGCCAUCACAAAUCAGAGAAUUAAUGCUUUUAUUUAACCAAAAUAUUCCAAAUCAUUUAUCAAGAAUAUAAUAAAAACUUAAAUAAAAUGAAAUUAAUCAAAAUACCUUUUUACUAAAUAAAAUACUUGUGCUAGUUUACCUUAUCGAGGGAUGAUGAAAAAUAAAUCAUCACCUCGAGGGAAUG
Molecule: messenger RNA, 1636 nt
Organism: Drosophila bipectinata
Lineage: Eukaryota; Metazoa; Arthropoda; Insecta; Diptera; Drosophilidae
Gene: SecS
Product: Sec synthetase
Biological process (GO): conversion of seryl-tRNAsec to selenocys-tRNAsec; selenocysteine incorporation
Molecular function (GO): O-phosphoseryl-tRNA(Sec) selenium transferase activity; tRNA binding
Source: RefSeq, a predicted model, not a curated record